This is a messenger RNA of Zingiber officinale, 2869 nucleotides long. Its product is annotated as exocyst complex component EXO84B-like. Bases 325 to 2658 code for a protein of 777 amino acids. Gene Ontology annotation, cellular component: exocyst. Gene Ontology annotation, biological process: Golgi to plasma membrane transport; intracellular protein localization; exocytosis. The transcript is spliced from 7 exons. Lineage: Eukaryota; Viridiplantae; Streptophyta; Magnoliopsida; Zingiberales; Zingiberaceae. The record is from RefSeq and is a predicted model, not a curated record.
AAAAGGACGUUGGUGCCGCUCGCUUGGCUCGAGUCUCGAACCCCCUCGAUUGACGACGGGUGGGGCGGUGCGCCAGUAGAAUCGCUGCCGGCAUACGCUCGGUUCCUACCUUCUUUACCUCAGUGAUUUGUCUUCGUAAUCGAGAUUUUGAUUGACCGGUUGGUUGCAUUUUGGAGGUGACUAUCGGAGAUCCGAUUUUUUUUUUAAAUUUUUUUUUGGGGGAUUGGAUUGUAUUGAAUUGGAUUUUGAAGAGGAAGAGGUGGAUAAGGGAGAUCGAGAUUUAGAUUUGGUUGAGAUUUUAAUAUUUGGAUCGGGGAAGCAAAUAUGACUUCCGUGAAGUCGUCUCGAUCCAGGGCCUCGGGCCCGGCCCCGGCCGGGCCAAUGGCACCAGCGGCGCCCCAGGAAAAUGGGGGUGGAUCCGGGCAGGAUCCUGGAGUCCAGCUCGCCGAUAAGUUGAAGAUCUUCAAGACUGAGAAUUUCGAGCCCAAUGCCUACGUGCAGUCCAAAUGCCCGACGAUCAACGAAAAGGAACUUAAACAAUUAUGCUACUAUUUGCAAGAUCUAAAGAAGGCUUCUGCUGAAGAAAUGCGUAAAAGUGUUUAUGCAAACUACGCAGCAUUUAUAAGAACAUCCAAGGAAAUAUCUGAUCUAGAAGGUGAACUUUUGUCUAUCAAGAAUUUUCUUGGUGCUCAGACAGGUUUAAUCCAUGGGUUAGCUGAAGGUAUUAACAUUGAUUCCCUGCAAGAAGGUUAUGAAGGCAGUGGAGAAUAUGACAUAUCUAAUGUGGAAGAUGAAGAACCUUCAGAUCUCGAGAAGUGGGCAGAGGAGCUUCCUGAUAGGCUAGAAGUUCUAUUAGCUGAAAGGAGAGUUGAUGAAGCUUUAGAUUCUCUCAAUGAAGCAGAAAAACUAGUUGCGGAAGCAAAACAAAAGCAGGCUAUAGGUGCUCAUGAACUUUCAUUGUUGAAGAACACCAUUUCUAAACAUCGUAAGAAAUUAGCUGAUCAGCUUGCUGAAGCUGCUUGUCAAUCUUCUACAUGUGGCGUUGAGCUUCGAGAAGCUUCUGCAGCUCUCAAAAGACUUGGUGAUGGUCCUCGUGCUCAUAGUUUAUUGCUUACUGCUCAUUAUCAGAGGCUUCAGUACAACAUGCAAGUUAUUCAUCCCACCAGUAUGUCCCAUGGAGGAGCAUAUACUGCAGCUCUAUCACAGCUAGUGUUUUCUAUUAUUGGUCAAGCUUUAAAUGAUUCUCAAGCAGUCUUUGGUGAUGAGUAUGCUUCAGAACUGGUUGUGUGGUCUACAAAACAAACAGAGACCUUUGCACAUCUUGUUAAGAGGCAUGCAUUAGCCUCAGCAGCUGCUGCUGGAGGCUUACGAGCUGCUGCAGAGUGUGUCCAGAUAGCCAUUGGACAUUGUUCCUUGCUUGAAGCUCAUGGGAGGUUGUCACUUUCUUCUGUUCUGAUGCGACUUUUUAGGCCUAGUGUUGAACAAGCACUGAGUGCUAAUUUAAGACGAAUUGAAGAAAGUACUGCUGCGUUGGCAGCUGCAGAUGAGUGGGUACUUACUUUUCCACCUGCAGGUUCAUACACAUCAAAUAAAACAUCUACUACAUUUGUGGGUAACCAACCCAAACUUUCAAGCAGUGCACAUCAAUUUUAUGCAAUGGUUCAGGAUUUUUUCGAGGAUGUAGGGCCACUUUUAAGCAUGCAAUUAGGGGGAUCCACCAUGGACGGUCUUCUAAAUGUCUUCAAUGCAUAUAUAAGUCUGCUGAUAAAUGCAUUGCCAGGUUCAAUUGAAGAUGAGGCAAAUUUGGGUGUUCAAGUGAAUCGGCUUGUUCGAAUAGCAGAAACUGAGAGCCAACAGUUGGCUCUACUAGCCAAUGCAUCUCUUUUAGCAGAGGAGUUGCUCCCGCAAGCAAUAUUGAAACUUUCUCCCACGCAUCAGGCUGGUGGAAUUGAUGAUUCACGUAAAAAAGGGUCAGAACGAAACAAUCGUCUUCCAGAACAAAGAGAAUGGAAAAAGAAGUUGCAGCGAUCUGUUGAUAGAUUACGAGAUUGUUUCUGUAGGCAGCAUGCCCUUGAUCUUAUAUUCACAGAAGAUGGUGAGUCUAAUAUAAGUGCAGAAAUGUACAUAAGUAUGGACUUGAACUCCAACGACGAGAUUGAGUGGGCUCCUUCGCCAAUAUAUCAGGAAUUAUAUGCAACAUUGAGUAGAAUGGCAAGCAUAGCCUCAGAUAUGUUUGUUGGUAGGGAAAGAUUUGCUACCGUGUUAAUGAUUAGACUCACUGAGACAGUCAUAUUAUGGCUUUCUGAAGACCAGGGUUUUUGGGAAGAUAUUGAACAAGGACCCAGACCUUUGGGUCCGCUUGGCCUUCAGCAGUUUUACCUUGAUAUGCAAUUUGUGAUCCUCUUUGGACAAGGCCGAUUCUUGUCUCGGAAUGUUCAUCAAGUUAUCGUAGAGAUCAUUGACAGAGCUAUGCAUGCAUUUUCUUCAACGGGAAUGAAUCCUGACAGUGUUCUUCCUCCUGACGACUGGUUCUUCGAUAUUGGUGAAGAAAUAAUAAACAGAAUUAGUGGAAGGACACAAUUUGGCAACGGAGAGAGGUACCUCAACAGCCCUUCAGCACAAUCCAUUUCAUCAUUCAAAUCGCACGGGAGUUUGUAGUCCUAUACGACUUCCCCCUAGACGAGGUUCUUGUAGGAUAUUCAUUCUUUGGCUUAUGGUUUAUUCGCAAUGGGUUUUGUGUUCAACAAUGUUGAUUUGUUCUUAGCAAAUUUUAUCAAAAGUUUCAGAGUUUGCGAUUCGUGCAGUCCAAACUCCGUCUUAUAGGUUUUUUUGCAUCAUUUUUUUUCUUAUCAUUGUUCACACAAACUUA